This is a messenger RNA of Bombina bombina (fire-bellied toad), 1489 nucleotides long. It is a transcript of the gene ALG2, whose product is annotated as ALG2 alpha-1,3/1,6-mannosyltransferase. The record is from RefSeq and is a predicted model, not a curated record. Gene Ontology annotation, molecular function: GDP-Man:Man(1)GlcNAc(2)-PP-Dol alpha-1,3-mannosyltransferase activity; alpha-1,3-mannosyltransferase activity. Lineage: Eukaryota; Metazoa; Chordata; Amphibia; Anura; Bombinatoridae. The transcript has 2 exons. The coding region runs from base 132 to 1331 and encodes 399 amino acids.
ACCGCCUGUAAUAAAAAAGCCGGUAGACAAGUUCUGCCACUGCACAUUUACUUUCGGUCAUUAGAAUGACACGCAUGGGAUACCAGAUACUUAUUGCAUUAUUAUCCUCAUAGCCCACUGAGUAAUCUAAUAUGGCCCCGUCCGUGCUGUUCCUGCACCCUGAUCUGGGCAUUGGAGGAGCUGAGAGAUUAGUGGUAGAUGCCGCUCUGGCGCUGAAGUCGCAUGGUUGCAGGGUUCAGGUGUGGACAGCUCAUUACGACCCCGGGCAUUGCUUUGAGGAGACGCGGGAUCUUCCUAUUUGGUGCUGCGGGGACUGGUUGCCCCGUAGCCUGCUAGGCCGCUGCCAGGCAGUGUGCGCCUAUGUCCGUAUGAUCUACCUGGCCUUGUAUGUUGUCUUUCUCAGUGGGGAGCAGUUUGAUGUCAUAUUUUGUGACCAGGUAUCCAUAUGUAUUCCAUUUUUGAGACUAACCAGGCAUCGAAAGAAGGUGUUGUUUUAUUGCCAUUUCCCCGAUCAACUUCUUACUCACAGGAAAUCUAUAAUCAAAAGGAUCUAUAGAGCUCCAAUUGAUUGGCUGGAAGAGAAAACGACAGGCAUGGCAGACUGCAUACUUGUUAACAGCUGUUUCACUGCUAAUGUAUUCAAGCAAACAUUUUCUUCACUUGCUCACAUAGAACCCGACAUUUUAUACCCAUCACUCAAUGUCAGAAACUUUGAAACUGACGUAUUUGAAGAUCUGAGUGAUAUCGUACCAUCUCAGAGGAAACACGUUUUUCUUUCCAUCAACAGAUAUGAACGGAAGAAAAAUCUUAAUUUAGCUCUUGAAGCCUUGUGUGCUUUACGGGACAGACUUAAUAUAUCUGACUGGGAAAAAGUGCAUCUCAUAGUAGCUGGGGGGUAUGACAAGAGAGUUUUGGAGAACGUGGAGCAUUAUCAAGAGUUAACAAAUAUUGCAAACAAAUAUAACAUUGAUACUCAUGUCACAUUCCUAAGGUCAUUUUCCGAUGUUCAAAAGCUAUCACUUCUUCAUAACUGUACAUGUGUUCUAUAUACCCCCAGCAAUGAGCAUUUUGGAAUCGUUCCUGUUGAAGCUAUGUAUAUGUAUUGUCCAGUGAUCGCUGUUAAUUCUGGUGGUCCUUUAGAAUCUAUUGUAAACAAUGUUACUGGAUUUUUAUGUCCGCCGUGUCCCAAUGAUUUUUCUGAAGCGAUGGAAAAAUUUGUGAAAAAUCAUAGUCUUAGAAGUAAUAUGGGAAAAUCUGGUCACACCAGAGUUUGUGAAACGUUUUCCUUUGAAGCCUUUUCAGAUAAACUUUAUAGUCACAUAUCUAGAUAAACGCAGUGCAAAUGAAUUGCAAGGAAAAUGUCAAAAGACCACAGAUUAAUUAGACUUGUUUUUUAUUUUUCUUGAUGUCGUUAAAUUGUCUAUAAACCAAAAAUUCUCUUCUUUAAAAAAACAAAAAACAGUAUAAAAAUAAACCUUGAUUUUUAGUG